Klebsormidium nitens is the source of this 429-nucleotide messenger RNA. Lineage: Eukaryota; Viridiplantae; Streptophyta; Klebsormidiophyceae; Klebsormidiales; Klebsormidiaceae. The record is from the annotation of a GenBank genome assembly.
AUGGGCCUCACUCUUUUCCACAAUCUGGGAGAAGUGGCUCAGGAUUGGAUUCAAUCCGCCAACUACGCUUACAAAAGCAAGAAUGGCGACUCCCUGCUCAACCACAGGGACACGCUGAAGGAAAAGUUCUUAGCGCGUUUGGAAAGUCUGACCCCGCAGAGAGCACUGUCGAAAUUGGACAAUCCUCUGCGCGAGCAACUUCACACUCGGGGAGCUUCGACUUUUGACGACGCGGUGGAUAUCGCGGAGGAACUCGACCGGGGCCUUUGGGCUAUGGAGAAGGCUCCGACGGCUAAGCCAACAGCGCCGCUGCGGGUCACCGCGCGCGCUACGAACCAAGUUCGACUGACCGAGGCCGACAGAUACUCUGAAGCUGAUUCAGAGCGCCCACCGGACGAAGACUUCGACACCGCCCGGUUGACUCAAUAG